Bombyx mori (domestic silkworm) is the source of this 1724-nucleotide messenger RNA. Its product is annotated as phospholipase A2 inhibitor beta. The record is from RefSeq and is a predicted model, not a curated record. Gene Ontology annotation, cellular component: extracellular matrix. Bases 202 to 1623 code for a protein of 473 amino acids. NCBI's taxonomy places the organism in Eukaryota, Metazoa, Arthropoda, Insecta, Lepidoptera, Bombycidae. The transcript is spliced from 8 exons. Gene Ontology annotation, molecular function: protein binding.
GUAUUUCCUUAAACAAUAGAUACUCGUUUGAACAAACAUCAUCGUACUGUACUCAAAGAUAAUAUAUAAAUAAAAACAGCGGCCAAUGAGGUGCUCGCUUAGAGCAUGUCACCAGUGAUAUCACUCGCUUUUCACCUGAUAAGAUAAAAUGUACCGAGAUCUAAAGUUGUUCUUGCAGUGUGUUGGCUAUUGUCGAGGAAAAUGUAUUUUCCGGCUGUGUUAACGAUAACAAUCGUCCUUGUAUCAUCAAACCGAGCUGGGGCUGACGCGCCUAGUGCCCCUUGCGAUAUAUCCGUAGAAGAUACAAGUAACCUUACGCUGAACUGCUCACGACGAGACAUCGUUAAGAUACCUAAUUGGCCGGAACAAAUAAACAACAUAAGCAAAGAUGGUCACGUCCUAGUGACGUUUUUCAACAACAGCAUUACAAAUAUAACGCAACUGAGUCCGAUACCGGGGAACAGGAUCGCGAUCAGUUUCAAAUCAAAUCGCGUUAUUGAAAUCGAAGAUGACGCUUUCAGGAACAUCCCGCGAUUGGUCUAUUUGGAUCUCAGCAAUAAUAAAAUUUCAGGUCAAGUUCUCAGGAGUGAGAUAUUCCAAGGACCUUACGAAGAUGGGAUCUACCGUGAGAUUGCUUUGGAGACACUCAAUCUUGGUUAUAAUGAGAUCCACUCAUUGGACAGAUAUUUGUUUAAAUAUACGCCGAACUUAACGAGAUUGUACUUAAACAAUAACCCUAUUGAAAUACUUGACCACGUUUCAAUACUCGCCAUUUCUAGCGCCACGAAUCUAGAGGUUCUCGACUUGUCCAAAACCGAUAUCGACAGUAUACCAUUGGACGCUUUUAGAGGAUUGGUAAAAUUACAACAGAUCGAUUUAUCGGAUAAUCAUUUUGUAACCGUACCUGAGAGUUUGAGCCUCGUAGGGAGCACCCUCAAAUACCUCACGUUCAACAAUAAUCCCGUUGUGGAACUGAACGACGACAGUUUCGUAGGAUUGUCAAAUGUGAUAGAAUUAGAGGUAGGCGAAAACGAUUAUUUGGACGAAGUUAAACGGGGCACAUUCACACCUUUGAAAAGCUUGAAGGUCCUGCAUUUAUGUCACAAUCGCAACUUGCGAUAUAUCAGUCACAAUGCUUUUAGGGGACUAAAAGAUAAGUGGACCUUGAAGGAGGUGUAUCUAGAUGACAAUAAUUUAAGUGAGUUGUCUCCUGAUCUUAUGCCAUGGAGCAAACUGGAUGUUCUCGGGAUGACUGGUAAUAGCUGGCUGUGUAAUUGUGAUCUGGUCAACAUUGUUAAUAAACAGGGUGCUGGUGAUAAGUUCAAGUCUGAUGAAGUCCCUUAUUGUGCUGCUCCUAUGAGAUUGAGUGGAGAAUACAUUACAAAUAUUACUAUCAACUUUUGUCCAAUGUUAGACAAGACAUUUUCACCUAGGAAGACUUUUAGUUUAUCCGAUUUGAGGCCAAAACAUGUUCUAUGGACAAUCCUUGCCGUUGCAAUGGUAGCUGCGUUUGGCAUGAUCUUGGGACUUCUUGUUAAUGCAAUCAAGAAAGUAUAUAAGACAAGGUUCCAAAGUCAACCAAUUCACUAUAUUAAUAUUAACUCAGACAGCUCGUUUGCAUGACGAGUUGUGGUAUUAUUAUUAUUUUAUUAAGUUGUUUUAUAAGAAAAUUUAGAGUGUAAAACAUAUUAUAUUACGUGUAUUAAAUGUUAAAGAUUAACAAA